This is a messenger RNA of Emiliania huxleyi CCMP1516, 894 nucleotides long. RefSeq names its product putative oxidoreductase. The transcript has a single exon. The annotation marks the transcript as partial. NCBI's taxonomy places the organism in Eukaryota, Haptophyta, Isochrysidales, Noelaerhabdaceae. The record is from RefSeq and is a predicted model, not a curated record.
CUUGGCACGAUGACGUUCGGCUGGGCGCAGGCCUCCAAGCCGGUCGAUGUGGGUGUGGCGCGCAGCAUGGUGGAGACCUUCCUGCGGCGAGGCGGGAGGGAGAUCGACACCGCACGCAUGUACGCCGAGGGCAACACCGAGGCGAUGAUAGGGGAGGUGCUCGCCUCGCUGCCCGCCCCGCAGGCGGCGCUCGCGCUGCUCGCCACCAAGGCCAACCCGGAUGAGGAGCGCGGCGGCGACGGCACGGGCGGGCUGGAUGGCGCGCGGCUGACGGCGCAGAUUGAUGCAUCCCUCGGCGCGCUCCGCACUCCGGAGGUGGACCUCUUCUACCUUCACUGGCCCGACGGCGCGACGCCGCUGCAAGAGACGCUCGAGGCGACGCAGCGGGCGUACGAGGCGGGACGCUUCCAGCGGCUGGGCCUCUCCAACUACACGGCCGACGAGGUGGCGACCAUCCACGAGCACAUGAGCGCACGCGGCUGGGUGGCACCCUCCGUCUACCAAGGAAUGUACAAUGCGUGCACGCGAGGCGUCGAGGCUGAUCUGCUGCCGCUGCUGCGCGAGAGAGGCAUCUCGUUCGCGGCGUACAACCCUCUGGCGGGCGGCCUGCUGACGGGCAAGCACAUGCACACCGCCGCCGAGGACGCCGCCGAGGGCCGCUUCGCCAACAACGAGGGGUACCUGCGGCGGUACUGGCACGCCGACUACUUUGCCGCGCUCGUGGCGGCGCGCGAGGCGUGCGAUGCGGCGCAGGUGCCGAUGGCGGAGGCGGCGUUGCGAUGGCUCGCGCACCACUCAAGUCUCGACGGCGGCCGCGGCGACGGUAUCAUCCUCGGCGCGUCGUCCGUGGGCCAGCUCGAGGCCAACCUUGAGGCGACACGCGCAGGCCCGCUG